GUGCUUCACUCUGCCAUGUGACUUGGCGUUUGCAUUCACCAUAAAGACACUCAUCUCAUCUCCCCCUCCUCAUACAACCUAUUCAUUCGUUAACUGUAAACAACAAUUUCCCAUCCACCACUCUCACCGCCACCCAACCGCAAUCCUUUUACCACCCAACACAUCAUCGCUCUGGGAUCCCUCUAACCGCCCUCCUCCACCCAAACAAAAUUCACGCCGCGCCACCCCUUAAUCACAUCCCACACACAUCCAUCUUACUUUACUUAGCCAAAACCAUGCUCCGCCGCGCCCCUACCACAAUCACGCUUACGCAAAACGACAUUGAGCAGUGGGAAGCGAUGCGCCAGCGCAAGUUGUACGAGGCCAAGCAGCAGCAGGUAGAGCAAGAGCAGCAACAGGCUAGUCGGGAGGAGGCGAAGGCGAGAAGUAAGAAGGAUAGGAUUAUGGGGGCUUGAGAGGGGUGAAGUGAGCAGGGGAUGUAUGGGGAGAUCUUGGGAUCGUUUGCUUGUAAUACGAUUCAAUAGAAGGGGGAGAGGGCGCGUAAGGGAGUGGGAACUGGAGUAUGAGCAAGUUUAAUUAUUUUCCACAUCCUCUCUCGUAAAGAAUUGAAAAAGCAAUUCAAAGUCAGCAUAUUGGGAGGCAAAUACUUGGAUCGCUGUAGAGUUCAUCUAGAAAGAUAAUGCAACUCU
Messenger RNA from Bipolaris sorokiniana ND90Pr, 689 nucleotides. RefSeq lists its product as uncharacterized. NCBI's taxonomy places the organism in Eukaryota, Fungi, Ascomycota, Dothideomycetes, Pleosporales, Pleosporaceae. The transcript has a single exon. Gene Ontology annotation, cellular component: anaphase-promoting complex. The record is from RefSeq and is a predicted model, not a curated record. Gene Ontology annotation, biological process: anaphase-promoting complex-dependent catabolic process. The coding region runs from base 276 to 455 and encodes 59 amino acids.